CGGUAGCUGCCAUAGUAUACCACAAUCAUAACGUGCGCAUGAGGGUAUAGCUGCAAUUGCAUAAAGUAAGUUCUAAAGUGACGCUUUUGGAUGUUGAAAUAGCCAUACCUAUCUGAAGAUUUCAUUGUUUGUUUCAAACCGACUCAUAUCAAGUAUGAAGUACAUAUUGGUCACUGGAGGUGUCAUAUCCGGCAUCGGAAAGGGUAUUAUUGCCAGCAGUGUGGGUACAAUCCUGAAGUCGUGUGGCUUGCAUGUUACAGCCAUAAAGAUCGAUCCUUACAUCAACAUAGAUGCAGGGACCUUCUCUCCUUAUGAACACGGGGAGGUAUUUGUGCUUGACGAUGGAGGGGAGGUUGACUUGGAUCUGGGGAACUAUGAGCGGUUCUUGGACAUCCGUCUGACUAAGGACAACAACCUGACCACUGGGAAGAUCUACCAGUCUGUCAUCAACAAGGAGAGACGGGGGGAUUACCUGGGCAAGACUGUGCAGGUGGUGCCUCACAUCACAGAUGCCAUCCAGGAGUGGGUGAUGAAACAAGCAACAGUGUCCGUCGAUGACGACGGGGUGGAGCCACAAGUCUGCGUCAUAGAGCUUGGGGGCACGGUGGGAGACAUCGAGAGCAUGCCCUUCAUCGAGGCUUUCAGACAGUUCCAGUUCAAGGUCAAGAAGGAGAACUUCUGUAACAUCCACGUCAGUCUGGUUCCACAGCCCUGUGCCACAGGGGAGCAGAAGACCAAGCCCACUCAGAACAGCGUGCGGGAGCUGAGAGGCCUGGGCCUGUCUCCCGACCUGAUCAUGUGUCGCUGUGCCACACCACUGGACAACGCCGUCAAAGAGAAAAUCUCCAUGUUCUGUCACGUGGAGCCGACCCAGGUCAUCUGUGUCCAUGACGUGUCGUCCAUCUACAGAGUGCCCCUGCUGCUGGAGGACCAGGGCGUGGUGGGCUUCUUCUACAAGCGUCUGGACCUGCCCAUCGAGAUGAGGGCUCGGAAGAUGCUGACCAAGUGGAAGGAGAUGUCUGACAGAUCUGACAGGCUCCUGGAGCACGUGUCCAUAGCACUGGUGGGGAAGUACACCAAGUUUACAGACUCCUACGCCUCCGUGAUCAAAGCCCUGGAGCACUCUGCCCUCGCCAUCAAUCACAAGCUGGAGGUCAAGUACAUCGGCUCUGCAGACCUGGAGGCCAACAGCUUGCAGGAGGAGCCAGUCAAGUACCACGAGGCAUGGCAGAAACUCUGCAGCGCUGACGGUGUGUUGGUACCUGGCGGUUUUGGUGUCCGGGGGACGGAGGGCAAGAUCCAGGCGAUCAGCUGGGCCAGGAAGCAGAAGAAGCCCUUUCUAGGAGUGUGUCUGGGCAUGCAGCUGGCCGUGUGCGAGUUCGCCCGGAACGUUCUUGAUUGGCCGGAUGCCAACUCUACAGAAUUUGACCCAGAAUCUAAACACCCGGUGGUUAUUGACAUGCCUGAACACAACCCCGGUCAGAUGGGCGGGACCAUGAGGUUGGGGAAGAGGCGAACCAUCUUCAAAUCCAACACAAGUGUUUUGAGAAAGCUCUAUGGAGAUGUAGAAUACGUGGACGAGAGGCACAGACACCGCUUUGAGGUGAACCCUGACCUCAAGCACCACUUUGAGGAGCGGGGCUUCCACUUUGUGGGUCAGGACGUGGAGGGAGAGCGAAUGGAGAUCAUCGAGCUGGAGGAUCAUUGUUACUUUGUCGGGGUUCAGUACCAUCCAGAGUUUCUCUCCAGACCCAUCAAGCCCUCCCCUCCGUACUUUGGCCUCCUGCUGGCUGCUGCAGGGAAGCUACAGAGCUACCUCCUGAAGGGAUGCCGGCUGUCGCCAAGAGACACCUACAGUGACCGCAGCGGCAGCAGCUCUCCAGACUCUGAGAUCUCGGAGCUGAAGUUCCCCUCUCUCUCCUAGAAUGAACACUUAACUGAACAAGAGACUGGCCUGGACGUGCCUCUUCACCCCGUCACCCAUGCAAACUCAAACAGUCCUCAUGACCUCAGCCCUAACCCCCGAAUCUAAGCCCCCAAGACUCGUUCGUUUAUCAUACCACCGGUGUCCCGUCUCAAUCUGGAUGAAAUGCUAGCCUGGCCAAUUGUGAACAGUAAUUGAAUGGACUCCUUUUACAUUUAUUUAUUUCUAUCUCUCGCUAAAAUCUAUUUCAGUGAGUUGCAGCUCUUCUUCAUUUUUUAAUGCCUUGAUCUCAUGAUUUUAUAGGACAAACUCUUGGACAAAAAUACUCAUGUGAUGUCGGGGACCGUUCCAACAUACAGUGAAAUCUGUGGCGAUCUAUUUAUAAUUCAUGUCAUAAAUAUUGCAUAUUCUGUUGGGUUCCUCAGAGAAAGCCAAGUAGGUGUUGCUCAAUAAUCCCAACUGUUUAUCUGAUGAGGGUUGGGUUUUAUAAUACGGAUGUUCAGAGGUGAGCCAUUAAACAACCAAGAUGACA
Osmerus eperlanus (European smelt) is the source of this 2456-nucleotide messenger RNA. RefSeq names its product CTP synthase 1b (gene ctps1b). Gene Ontology annotation, molecular function: identical protein binding; CTP synthase activity. Gene Ontology annotation, cellular component: cytoophidium; cytoplasm. Lineage: Eukaryota; Metazoa; Chordata; Actinopteri; Osmeriformes; Osmeridae. The coding region runs from base 155 to 1924 and encodes 589 amino acids. The record is from RefSeq and is a predicted model, not a curated record. The transcript has 18 exons. Gene Ontology annotation, biological process: CTP biosynthetic process; pyrimidine nucleobase biosynthetic process.